AUGGUUCUUAAUACAUCAUUCAAACUGAAUAACGGCACCUAUAUUCCAGCACUAGGAUUAGGAACAUGGCAAUCUAAACCAGAUGAAGCUGCAUUUGCAGUUGAAAUAGCUUUAAAAGCAGGAUACCGUCAUAUUGGAAUUAUUAGGAAUUCAGAUACUGCUUUUAUGUAUCUAAAUGAAGAGGGAGUAGGACAAGGUAUUAGAAAUAGCGGAAUCCCACGAAAUGAAAUUUUUGUAACAACAAAAGUGGCAUGUACAUUUCAUUCCCGUGUGGAAGAAUGUUUAGAUCAAAGCUUAAAUAAAAUGCAAUUAGAUUAUGUUGACCUUUAUCUUAUGCAUUGGCCUGUCCCUCUUAAUCCCAAAGGAAAUGAUUUUUUAUUUCCAAAAAAACCUGAUGGUACUUUGGAUCAUGAGGAAGGAUGGGAUUUUAUAAAAACUUGGGGAUUGUUCGAAAAUCUCCUUUCCACGGGAAAAGUAAAAGCUAUUGGAGUAUCUAAUUUUAGUACUGUAAAUCUAGAAAAAUUACUAAAAACAGCCAAAGUAAUACCAGCUGUUAAUCAAUGCGAAUUACAUCCUUAUUUGACACAAAAUAAACUUGUUGAUUUCUGCAAUAAAAAAGGUAUUCAUUUAACAGCAUACUCUCCAUUAGGUUCUACGAAUGCACCAUUAUUAAAGGAACCAGUCAUCAUAAAAAUAGCACAACAAAAUAAUAAAACGCCAGCACAAGUUAUUUUUUCUUGGUGUUUACAUAAAAAUAUUUCUGUAAUACCGAAGUCGAUAACACCUUCACGAAUUACAAGUAAUCUUCAUGUCUUUGAACUUUCAGAAGAAGAUUUUAAUGAAAUAGAUGGGUUAGGGAAAAUAUAUAAAACUCGUUAUAUUGAUCCAAGAUCGUGGGGAAUUACUGUUUUCCAUGAUGAUUAG
This is a messenger RNA of Pneumocystis jirovecii RU7, 924 nucleotides long. RefSeq lists its product as uncharacterized. Lineage: Eukaryota; Fungi; Ascomycota; Pneumocystomycetes; Pneumocystales; Pneumocystaceae. Gene Ontology annotation, biological process: arabinose catabolic process; cellular response to oxidative stress; D-xylose catabolic process. The coding region runs from base 1 to 924 and encodes 307 amino acids. Gene Ontology annotation, molecular function: aldose reductase (NADPH) activity. The record is from RefSeq and is a predicted model, not a curated record. The transcript is spliced from 9 exons. Gene Ontology annotation, cellular component: cytosol.